Messenger RNA from Henningerozyma blattae CBS 6284, 357 nucleotides. It is a transcript of the gene DAD2, whose product is annotated as Dad2p. Gene Ontology annotation, biological process: mitotic cell cycle; attachment of spindle microtubules to kinetochore. The transcript has a single exon. Gene Ontology annotation, cellular component: mitotic spindle midzone; DASH complex; mitotic spindle pole body. Bases 1 to 357 code for a protein of 118 amino acids. The record is from RefSeq and is a predicted model, not a curated record. NCBI's taxonomy places the organism in Eukaryota, Fungi, Ascomycota, Saccharomycetes, Saccharomycetales, Saccharomycetaceae.
AUGGAACCAAAUAGUUUAGAGCAUAUAUUAAGGGAAAAAACGGCUGAACUCCAGGCGCUAAAGCAAAUUACUAGCUUAACAGAUAAUUUGAAAGUUGAAUUAGAACAAAUGGCUAUUCAAACGUCAAAAAUUCGAGAUAAUUCAGCCUCUGUGAGUGAAGUUACAGAUCAUUGGAACUCAAUUUUAAGAUCUAUUUCUCAAGCUUCUUUAAAGAUAUUGCAAUAUACACAAAGUGAUUAUGAAGUUGGAUCAUGGAAAAACGAGAAUAAUGCUACUGAAAAAGACGAAGAUAAAGACAAUGCUGUUCCACUACCUGAAACUCUUGUUAGAAUUCGUACUGAUGAUGACGAUAAAUGA